Monascus purpureus is the source of this 2601-nucleotide messenger RNA. Lineage: Eukaryota; Fungi; Ascomycota; Eurotiomycetes; Eurotiales; Aspergillaceae. The record is from the annotation of a GenBank genome assembly.
AUGGUUCUCUUGCGAGAUCGAAGGAAACGAAACUCCACGAUGCAGGCACUGGACUUCCUGAACAAUGUCAACAGCAACCGCCGCAACAGCGAGCCGCGGCCAGCUACACGACCAUCGCCAAACAAGAGGCGUAGGACGCGCCGUGCCACUGACAUCUUCGAUAUUCCAUUGUCUCCCGAACGAGAUAUGCGAGACGCUGAAAAUGGAAACGGAACUGCGGACAAUACCGUCGAGCCUUUGACCCCGAGACGGUCCACGCGUCUCAAAGAACUUCAUAACAAUACCCCGAAAUCCCAACCCAGAUGGCCUCUUAGGUCGAAUUCCGAUGCGCGUGAAGGAAUACCGGAUAAUGAAGACGGAGAGGACAGGGAUAAUAGUUAUAUUUCCCAGAAUCGAUCGUUUUCUAGUGAUAGCCACCCCGAGGACCGAUACUCCCCCGGAUCGCCUUUGUCUUUCGUGGAUGAAGAGAACGAGAACGAGGGCGAGGACGAGAGUUUCGUGUCGCCUUCUUUCAUUUUUAUUCCUCGAAACAUGUCUUCAGGCUUGCGGUCUAACAGAGCUUCCAAUGCAAACACACUACGUAUAAAUGGCUCGACUCGUAAGAUUGCUAGGGAGAGGUCUAGGGAGAGGUCCGAGGUACAAAUGUCGGAGGCAUUGCCAGCUUCAAAAGAACGGGAGUCAUCGGCGAGUGAUCACUCCCCUUCGAACCAGGACAGAUCAAUACGCUCUUCGAUCGGACAUGAAACGCCUAAGCGUCGUGCUGAUGAGAAUCUCCAUGCUUCACCUCCAAGCAGACAGCGUCGCAGCGAAUCCUCCCGGUCCCGUUUCUAUCUGACUUCUUCUAGACGGCAUGCCAAUUUGAUUCAGCAUGCAAAUACCCCCACCAUCUCUAGGGUGCGUGAUGAACACGAAGCACGAUCUCCGAGGCUAUUUUCUCGUCCUCCGGAAAGAGAACGAUCCGGGAGCGCUGUGCCUAGGCCGUCCCGUUCUAUGAAUGGGGAUGAUGAUGAGGACGCAGAAGGAGUCAGGACUCAUACUCUUCCCCAACCACAAUCUGGACACAUGCACGGUGCUAGCCCUAGUUUUCGGCACAGAACUCGUGCUGCGGAAAAAGCUAACCAACAUUCUAACAUUCAAGAACAUACCCGAUCUGCAAGUACUCAAACUGGUUCGCCUGUGCAUGAGGAUAGCAAGAGAAAACAAGCUCAAAGUAAUCAAAAUCAAAUGCAAUCUACGAGGGCCAACUCUGGUUCGCGGUAUUCUCUCCGCGAACGUCGUACUGCUGAAAAAUCGAUUAGAUCUUCUGCUGCUGCUGAGAGAUAUUCUCUUCGUGAACGUCAUACUGCUGAGAUAUCGAUUAGGUCUCCAUCUGCUGCUGAAGAAGAGUCGAAUGGAGAGGCUCAUUUACCGUCAAGUCCCAGACCUGGAAGGAAUGCAGACGCUGAUAUCAUGAAUGGGGAGGAGAAUGAAGUGACUGGCAAUACAGAGACAAACCACCAGUCCGAAGGGGCAGAUGUCGUUCAUAUUACCGUGAGGAAUGAGGAGAGCAUCGAUCUCACUGUCAAUGAAGCAUAUGAGGAAGAUGUGGUGGCGUGGUUCGAGAACAACCUUGACGUCGAGAAGGAAACUUGGAUAGCGCUCAUCAGAAGGACGAGGAUGAUGGCCGCAACUGCUGAUCCAUACAUGGCAAAAAAUUUCAAGGGAAUCAAGUCUCUAACAUCGGAACUACAUCAUCUUUGUCAAAGUUUACCAGAAGAUCCUCCUCUCAGCCUCUUGGACGAAGGUAGGAAUCUCGUGGAUGGUAUUUCCGGGGAGGCGUCUGGUAUCCUCCGCAAAGCCUGGCAUCUUGCAACUGGCCGCCAUACAUCUCUUGCAAGGAAAGCCAAGGCACGGUAUCUUGUGGACGAAUUCGAAGCCCAUGUGUUACCGGACCUGGUUGGCUUGGCUGUGUCCUAUUUUAAGAUUUCCUACACCAACUCUCGACUAGUCGCGAUACGCCAUCCACACCUCCUCCACCUGCUGAAUGUGAUACUCCAACUGUGCGAUCAGAUUUUCAACCUGGUAAAGGAAGAAUAUGUGAGAUCAAAAGCAGCCAGUGGACGGAUCCGUGGGCCACUCAGAUUGAUUAUCAAAGCACUGGAACGAGGUGAUUUCGAGAGAAGCAUGCAGAGACGUGUUGACUUCGACGAUUCCUCUGAUUCUGUCUGCGAGGUGGAAUCCGGCCGUAGAUGGACUGACGAUGAAGGGAUUGCACUAACGGAAGGGCUACGGAUGUAUCAAGGCCCCGAUCGCUAUGUUCAGAUCGUGCGUCAUUUUGGUGAUCAUCUACGAGGGCGCACACUUGAAGAGCUCCAAGCCAAGGCGCAAGAGAUCCGUAGUAGCAAUGCCCCGAAGAUUCAAGAUCAGUUACAGACCGAGGAAGGGCUCCAGACAUGGCAGUGGCUCUUGAGCAUAUGAGAGUCCAUCCUCUUCGUUCUAGUCGUUUUUUGGUUCUUUCUUCCCUCUAGGCUGCAGUAGCAUGUAUACCCUGGCGUCAGUUUAUUCUGAGUUAUAUUCUAGUAGUUACCAGUAUCAUAUAUGCCACUACAUAGGAAAUCUUUA